Messenger RNA from Drosophila busckii, 3685 nucleotides. RefSeq lists its product as uncharacterized. The transcript is spliced from 6 exons. NCBI's taxonomy places the organism in Eukaryota, Metazoa, Arthropoda, Insecta, Diptera, Drosophilidae. The record is from RefSeq and is a predicted model, not a curated record. Bases 27 to 3422 code for a protein of 1131 amino acids.
UUACGUGAAAUAAACAAUUUAUUGGCAUGGAUAUAAUACUGCCAAAUGUGCGUUUGCAGGAUGAGCAAAAAUUUCUGGAUUGCGCAGCUAAAUUUAACUAUGACGCAUUUCAAGCGCAAAUGUUUGUGUUUUGCACAAACCAAAGUGAUGUGGAUGCAUAUCCGCUAAUGGGUGACGAUCGUUUGCAGCAAUUGAUUUAUGCGUGGGAUACGUGCGAUGUGCAUAACAGAGAAUGCAUAACAGAGGAGCUGGAGCAUAUGUUGAAAGUGCUGGCGCAUCAUACGCUGCAGCUGUGGUUCGGCGAGGAGUGGAAAUACAGCGUGGGCAGUCUCAAACGCAUGUUGUUGUUCUUUUUAAACAAAGGCUGCAGCGCGCUAAUGCAAGUUAAAGGACUUUGCGGUAUUGAUUGGCACUACUUGUUAAAUUUGCAAGCAGCACCUUGGCGCUUGCCGUACCUACAGCAAUUGUUUAUUAAUCUGCGUAGAAACAAAAAGCAAGAAAUAGAACAUGAUGUGCCAGCAGCUACAGCGGAGGAUGUAACUUAUUAUCAACAAGAGCCGCUGUACUUAAUAAUCUUGCGGCUGAUAAAACUUUUUGAUGCCGGCAACUGGGAAGCUGUAAAGCAAUUGUCACUGCGUGUGCUCUCAGCUUGGCUACAGCUGCAUGCCACAAGCAGCGCGCAGUGCCUGCAACAGGAUAAGAACAUAACACUUGUAGCGCAUCUCUAUCUGAUGACAGUCUUUGGUGCGGAUGAUAAUGCAGGCUUUAAGAUAGACAAUCUGAUGUACAACAUACGCUUCUAUAUGCGUGGCCUGCAGGAACAGCCCUGUGUGGAGCUACUCAGCUAUACGCCUGCGCUUUUGAUAGCGCAUAUUUGCGUGCUGCUGGGGCUGGGCAAGCACAGCUUCUUCGAGCAAAUUGUGUUUAAGCAGUUUAGCUUGAAUCUGGUGCAUCCCUUUGCUGUUGCCUUGGAGGCUUAUGCCAGCUAUGUGCUGGGCAAUCAACUGCUGGAGCUAAUGGCGCUCAAUGAGCACGACUUUAUGGCGCAAUUUGAGCAGUUCAAGCAGCUGAUGCAACACUAUGUGAACCAGCGUGAACUAAGCGAACAAUUUCUAUUCAACGAGCUGCAGAAACAGGAAGCGCAAAGGAACAGCCACUGCCUGCCGCAUGUAGUGAAGCUGAAUCUCAACUUUCAGCAUUUGAUAUGCAAGGGCAACAGAGCGAGUAAUAUAGGCAACUAUAAGAACUGCGAUGAUGAUGAGAAACCAAUGCUAGUGCCUGAAGCGGACGAUGAGCUGGACAGACAAAUCGAUCCCAUAUUUCAAAAUGUGCCAUACAAUGCGCAAGUGUUGGAUUUUGUUUAUAAAUUGCUAUCGCAGCGCAGCCACCGAGGCUGGCAGUUUGCAAAAAUAGCUUUGCUGUUGAAGAUCAUUGGACAGAAACUGAAUACCAUAGAGGUAUGGCGCUAUCAUCCUGGACUCACUACACAAUUCAUGCUUAAUCUGGAGCUUAAGCUGGCCGACAGCUACGCCGACUUGGCCAAGGUUUUUCACGAACACGCAUUCAUGGAGGCCGAGUUCUGGCUAACCGCGUUCUAUUUGCAUCCCACACGCGCCAAUUAUAUCGAAGUCAAGCGCUGUUCGCGCAUUAAAACAAAACGCUUGGAGGAGGACGAGCCCAUGCCCAGUCGUCCGUCGCGUUGCUUUAAAAUUGAGAAUGCCAAAUAUGAGCUGCUGAGCUCCACAAUCGAUGUGGAUGAAAUUGUAGCGGUGACCAAUCACUACGAUGCUGUUACUGACUACGAUGCAGUCUUAAGGAUACUGCAGGCCUUGCGCCUGCCACGCAGCAUUGUUAAGGAUCUGCUGACUGUUGCCUUUCUGCCGCGCAAUAAACGCUACUCCUGGGCGCUGGACUGGAGCACGUUGCAAGAGCGCUGCGAAGCGCUGCUGAAAAGUCCCGAGCUAAAGCGCAAAUUUGUGGCACUCAACAUGGCGGAGGCGAGUGAUGGCCUGAAGUUCUUGAAAAUAGAUUAUGCCAAGUAUAAGAAUAGACCGCAGCUGGACUAUGGCAGCAUAGAGCAAGGCUAUGAGGCAGCGGCAAACAUGCCAGAGGAGCACGAAGAGCAGCCAGCGCCAGAGCUGGAUGCGGAGGCGGCACGCGAGAAGGCGGCGCUUGAAAGAAAACGCAAACGCAGCAAAUUUUGGGAUGAAGUGAGUGAAGAUGAUGAGGAGGAGGAGCAGCAGCAAACGGAUGAGGAGGAAGAUUAUUAUACAGGCGCGGGGCGUAGAACACGCGUACGCGCUGCUGCUGUAGUAGCCAAUGCUAUGAUCUCAGACAUGGAAAGAGCAAUGCGCAGUGGCCGCGUGCAGACGUCAGCGGAGCAAGCAGAAGAGCUGCAAGUGGAAGAUGCGCCACCACUGCCAGCAGCAGAACCAGAGCAGCCAAAGCGUCGCUUUGGUGAGCUGCUACAAGCCUGCGCCAAAGUGAACAACACGACAAGUGGAUUUAGUGCCAUUACUGAUAUUUGGAACUGUGACAAGCAGGAGUUGCAGCAUAUCGAGGCGGAUGACUGCAUGUUUAUGGAAAGCAGAGGCUUGAUGGCCAAGUUUAUGCAGCUGCAAGAGAAGAAGGAGCAGCAGCAGCUGGAUCAGCCGUUGGAUGAAAGCAGCGAAGCAUCCUCCAGCACUUCGAUGACUGCGCUACAUGGCGAAGACUCGGCCAGCGAUUCGGCAAGCGGCGUAAGUAAAGCGUUAAGGCCAACAACUGUAUUAACAAUCGCGACUGAAGGUUUGCAGCAACCAGUAACAACAACAACUAGUGAAGUGGAGACUAUAACAGCAACUGAAGGCGAAAGCGAGGAGGAGCGCAGAGUGCAGACAAUAACAACAAUUGAUGCGGCAAAACUUGCAGCGGAGUGUCUAACGCGUCAGCUGGAAAUACGUUUAAAGAAGUUGACAUCGCAGGAUAUUGAACAGCUGCGUGGACUGCGCGUGUUGAUCAAACGCACAAAUUUUGAAUCAUAUUACAAAGCAAAGGCAGAGGAGGCCACCACGCCGCCAACGGAGGAAGCGCGCACACGUUUAGUAGCAUUGGGACGACCACGCAUGAAGCAGCUGCAGCGUCUUAAGCCCAACCAAUCGGACUCCUCCAGCUCCACCGAAACAGAGGACAAAGUGAAGGCUUGUCCUGCCUCGCAGCGACGCAAGCGCGUGCUCAAAGCCCAACAAGCCAGCAAAUCCAUCAAGCAGCUCAAGCGCAAGCGACCGCGUCACAUAACCGCCGAUGUCAUUGAGCUCAGCUCGGAUUCCUUGAGCAGCUCGCUGUCGCCGCUGCCACUGAACAUGCCCGUGACCGUCACUGUGCACUCACACUACGCACACUUGGACGAUCCGCUCUAUGAGGAGGAAAUUGUGCCGUUCUAAGCCAGAGCUCCAGGCAAAACGUGUGCGCAACGAAUGCAGCGAACAGUUCGAGGGUUGCUUUGAAAAUUGAAUUAGCUGCGCUUGUUAGCAUGCAAUUAGCCUGCGGCCAAAUAGCAUUGAAUUGUAUAUUACAUGUGUGUGUGUGUGUGUGUGUGUGUAAUGCCCGCUGGCUAAUAUUUAUUUGUACAGCAAAGCAGCUCAAUAUCCUGCAGAUGCAUCAACUAAAAUUAACUGCCAACUUACUCUACACUUCAAUAGCAAGC